Molecule: messenger RNA, 679 nt
Organism: Drosophila willistoni
Lineage: Eukaryota; Metazoa; Arthropoda; Insecta; Diptera; Drosophilidae
Gene: Cp18
Product: chorion protein S18
Exons: 2
Coding region: 58-555 (165 amino acids)
Biological process (GO): multicellular organism development
Cellular component (GO): egg chorion
Source: RefSeq, a predicted model, not a curated record
AUAGAGACAUUAGUUCCAUUUCAUUGACUAAGACAAAAACAAAAAACAAUUACAAAAAUGAUGAAGUUCAUGUGCAUUUUCGUUUGCGCCGUGGCUGCUGUUUCUGCCUAUGGUGCUCGUGCUGGUGGAUACGGCAGUGCUCCCGUUGGAGGCUAUGCCUAUCAGGUGCAACCCGCUCUGACUGUCAAGGCUAUUGUUCCCGGAUAUGGUGGCCAACGCGGCGGCUAUGGUGGCGGCUAUGAAGCUCAGGUGCCAGUGGCCUCAUCCUACAGCAACGCCAACGUUGGACAAUCGAACUAUGGCGGUCGCAGCUAUGGCGGUGCUCCACCAGUUGAUCGUGAGGCCAUCGCUUUGGCCAAACUUGCUUUGGCUGCCCCAAGUGCUGGUGGUCCCUUGGUCUGGAAGGAGGCUCCCCAGUACGUAGAGCGCUCCUACGAGCCACGCAGCUAUGCCCCCAAGCAGAACUAUGGCGAUGAGGCCAAGGGUGGUUCGGCAGCUGCUGCAGCCAGCUCAGUUGCUGCUGGCCAAAAGGGCUACAAGAAGUCCGGCUAUUAAGCGACACAACUACAGUGAAUUAUGGAGCUUAACGGCUCGAGACUUAGCAAAAACAAAAAUGCAAAUACUUCUAAGGCAAACUAGGCAAUAAACAAAACAAAAACUCAUCCAUGAAAAAUCAAAA